AUGCCUACAAGUUCAGGCUCUCCCUCCCGCUUCUACAAUUCUCCUGAAGCUCCACAGCUGCAGCAGCAUCAAGUUAAAAGUUCGUCAAGUUCAUCAAUUUUCGUUAACUCCAAGUAUACGGACAACAAUUAUCAUCACGUUCAUCAUCAUCAACAAAUAAGAAAUCGCGAUCAAAAUUCACCAAUUCCUCAUUAUAUCAAACAAAAACAAACUCGUUCACCUCGAUUAACACACAGUAGAAUCGAAAAAGUUGAUACGUAUGAUUCACCUGAUUCACAAGGGCAUUCUUAUGCAACACAUACAGAUACAACAGAACGAUCAAAUAAGAAAAGAAAACAAAGUGUUAAUGAUGCACCAAUGGAAAUUUAUGAUGAUUCACCAGCUUAUCAUCAAUCACGUUCACAUGAUGAUUAUAUUCAAUCAAAUACAUCGUUGUCUAUUUUACAACCAAAUACAAAUUCAGAUACAAAUUCAAAUAUAAAUUCAAGUACAUCUGCAAUUACAAAUGAAGCACAACGUUUUGCAACAUCUCGUUAUCCAUUUCCUCCUUUUAUUCUUAAAUUCAAUGUUGGAAAAAUAAAUGAUAAAGCAGUUAUUGAAGAAUUAUUAAAUUACAGUAAAAUAAAUUAUUCUUUUGAUCUCGAUUUAGUUGGAUUUAGAACGUCGUCAAUUAGAUGUAAUACUAAUGAAUGUAAUCUCUUGAUUUUUGUUAAAAAUAGUUCAUCUUUUUCUUUUCUUUAUUCGGACAUUAAAUGGCCUGAUCGCUUAUGCAAUGAAACAUGUACCAUCGAUAAACAACCAUCAAUUCCACCACAACUUGCGGUGGUUAUUACAAAUGUUAGUUAUAAAAUUGAUUUUACUGAUUUUGAAAAAGAAUUAAGAAACAAUUAUGCUAAUGUGCUUAAAGUUAUUCGAUUAAAAAAUAAAAAUCAAUAUGAUACUAAAAUUGUCAAAGUCGAAUUUAGCUCUUCAAAAACACGCGAUGAAAUUUUAUCCAAUGGUCAGAUGGUCAUUAACUAUGUUAAAUAUGAUGUUAAAGAAUAUUUACCACAAGCAACUGUUCUUAUUUGUACAAAAUGUUAUGGUGUAGGGCAUUUUCGCAAGCAAUGCAAGCAAUCAGAUGAUACAUGUAAAGUUUGUAGUGAACGUUGUCCUGAUAUUAAUAAACAUAAUUGUUCUGGUAUUGCCAGAUGUUUACAUUGUGGUGGUGAUCAUUAUUCAAACGAUAUGAAAUGUAAGGUGGUCAAGCAAUACAGAGCUGAUUUAACCAAAAUCCUCUUAUCAUCUUCCAACAAGUCAUUCAAUAAUAAUAUGUUCAAUAAUAUGUUCACCUCAACAUCUGAAUUUCCUCCUUUACCACGUCCAACUAAACCAACUAUUAAUGGUUACAAGAUGCUAGUAGGUGAACAAAAUGGAAUUAUGACUAAACUGGACCAGAUACUUAAUUCAAUCAAUAACAUUAAUGAUACUAUUGGUGACCUUGUUAAACGUACUGAACAAAUUGAAGAUUGGAUAAAUGCCAAACAAAAAUUCGACUUGAAAAUCAACAAUGGAAUUAGAUCUUUACAACAUGGAAUUUCACGUCACGAUGGUGUAUUAUUUAAUCAAACAAAUGUUAUAGAAAAACUAAUUCUCCCGGCUAUGGAUGAUAUUAUGUCAAUGUUAUCGGCGAUGAACGUCAAAGAUGGUAGGGCUUUAAAUGUGGAUUUCGAAUCGAGAGGUGGUGUUUGGAAGAACCAACUCCAAGCCUACCGUGAAAAAAGACUACAUUUUUAA
This is a messenger RNA of Rotaria sp. Silwood2, 1776 nucleotides long. Lineage: Eukaryota; Metazoa; Rotifera; Eurotatoria; Philodinida; Philodinidae. The record is from the annotation of a GenBank genome assembly.